Homarus americanus (American lobster) is the source of this 2486-nucleotide messenger RNA. It is a transcript of the gene Cyt-b5, whose product is annotated as cytochrome b5-like. The record is from RefSeq and is a predicted model, not a curated record. Gene Ontology annotation, cellular component: membrane; intracellular membrane-bounded organelle. Gene Ontology annotation, molecular function: heme binding. Lineage: Eukaryota; Metazoa; Arthropoda; Malacostraca; Decapoda; Nephropidae. The coding region runs from base 118 to 558 and encodes 146 amino acids. The transcript is spliced from 4 exons.
AGCAACACGCCAUCCGUCCCUAGUCACCACUCACCAGUUGACGUAGGGGGACUGUAGUGCAGGGUGUCUGGUACUUCACUAGAGGUAGUCUUUGUAGUUUUUACCUUCAUAGGCGCAAUGGUGGAAGAAGAGAAGGACAAUUCGCUGGUUGAAACUAGUAAAGCCUCGCCAAAAAUGUACACUUUGGCAGACGUAUUGGAACAUACAAAAAAUGACUCUUGUUGGAUUGUGAUUCACGAUAAAGUCUAUGAUGUAACCAAAUUCUUAGACGAGCAUCCUGGAGGUGAGGAGGUGCUUCUGGAGCAGGCAGGUGGAGACUCAACAGAGGGUUUUGAAGAUGUUGGCCACUCUACAGAUGCUCGAGAAAUGAUGAAGGAGUACUUUAUUGGUGAACUAGUUGAGGAAGAUCGGAAGAACACCAAAGACACUGGACCUAAGCCAUGGGCAACUGAAUCCACCUCAACUGAGAACUCUUGGAGGUCGUGGUUCGUGCCGGUGGGUCUGGCUUGCGUAGCAUCGUUGAUCUACAGGAUGUAUGCCCUACCUCAAGCAAGCUAAUGCUGUUAGAUGCCCAGUCCCUUAACCUUGUACCUUGUAUCAGGCUCAUGAACUUGAAACAUCAGACUCAUCCACUUCCUAAUCAUUGUCAACCCCCCCCCUAUUGUUUCCUAGUUGAUGGUUCCUUAGUGCAUACCACAUCAUCACGGUAAUAUACUAAAAAAAAUUAUUCAGCAUAUUAUCAAAUCCUUGGGGGAGGGAUAUUUUCCUGUGAAGAUUAUUAAGAUCUUGUGCUCAACAAAAGGAAAAUAAAGCAUCAAAAAUACUACCGGUGUACCUCCCCUCUCUCCCUCCUUUGUAUGCUGAGGUUAAUUUUCACUUACACUUCAUCUUUUGUUUUAGUAUUUUGUCACCAGUUGAGUAAAGAUUUAGUAGGUACUGUUUUUCCCCUCUGUUAUAUGAGCUGACAUUAUAUAAUGGUUUUUAAUGUCAUAACAUUGAACAUUAAUUAUUUUCCAUAUCAUGUGUAUAAAGAACAGCAUUAGAAUUAGGGUUUGUUGGGAGCCAGCAGUUCAAGAAUCUUCCACCAUUUCAGCACAAAACCUUUAUAAAGAUAAUAUUACUGCACUGUCAAGAAUUCUCUCUCAUGUCUCCAAGAAUAGGUGAAAACUCUUGUGGAAAAUUAAUGAAUUAAUGUCAUUAUUCAGUCUUUAUUAUGUGCAUGACUUUACAUCCAAUGUUGCCAGGCAGUUCUUUAAAUCACUAGUCAUAAUUUUGUAUCGAUAUGUCUUUUCCAAUUGAUUUUUUUACAUGAAUUGAAAAUAUAAUUAACUUUAUAUAUAUACAGUAUAUUGUAUUUUUUUUUUUUAUGGUAAUAGAUAAAAUGUUCACUUUCAGCCAAAGUUUGUAAUACAAAAAUACCAUCAACUCAGUUGUCGUCGUGAAAAGCUCUUAUAGGCUUCAUUUCAUUCCAGGGAAGUUGGGAACAACUGUAUUUUUUUCAGUUAAUCACAGAACCAGUAUAUACAGAGUACAUUUAACACUGGAGGAUAGUUUUAAUGUCAAUAAUAAUGCCAAUGUAGGUACAGUUGGUGUGCUUGUCUUAAUGUAGGGUUAUCCUGGUGGAUUCUCCAUUAGAUACAAUAUGUGAAAUGUUUCUUGUAUUAUCAAGUUAAUAUGUUAAUGAUUUUCAUGUUGGGGUAUACAGUAUUAUAGAAUCAGGUGGUGAUGUGUCUGGAUGUACUAGUCUGAGAAUUAUGAAGGUGCUUAGGAAUGUAACAUAUCUUGUUCCAUAACUCUUGCGAGUGGCUACUUCGUCUUCUUGUAUUUACCCAUAAGUGAGGUAUUAAGCAAUGUUGUUGAUUAACUGUUAGGAAGCUAUAUAGGGUACUGUAUAUGUUUAUAAUACUGCACAAUAUUAAAUACUGUACUGGCAGCUUCCAUCACUAGGUUCAUAUGUCAGUUACACUGUUGAAUCUGACCUAAAAUACAUUCACUGCUUUGCUGUGAUUAUGACACCUAGGUUUGUGCCUCUUUUAAUUACAUUUUAUUUUUUAAAUGGUGAAUAAUUUAGGACUUGAAUGAAUUUUAUGAGAAGCUUUAAAAUCACUUGAUCCUACCCAUGUAAAUGGCAACAGCCUUCACAGUAAUGGAUAUAUAGGGAUAGGGUUUUGUCUUCAGUUAUAGUUUGCCAUGUUACAUAAGUAGACAUAAUAUAUUCACUGUUUUUAUUAUUUAAUUGUUAAUGUAUCUGGCAGUUUCAUGGAAUGACUGUGAUUGGAAGAUUUUUUACAUGCAUAAAAACAUAUUUUUAAGCUUGUGUGAUACUGUAGGUAAGUGUGUUAACAAUGGCAUAAAACAGUCAUCACUACUAUGGAGGUUUUUGAAUAUAUAAUCCACCUUUUAGGAUGGGUUGUAUCAAAUUCAUAGCAAGAAUUUGUAACUAUGUUAACCUAAAAUUUAACACUUGAAUAAAUAAUUAUGUAAUA